AUGUACAACGGUAGCGGUACCUUAAUUGGUAAUAAUAAGAAACAGCGUCCCACAACCGGAUAUCUGGUUAGACCGAGAUUGGGUGCACUCAGGUCUAUUUAUUCCAACAGGCCUUUUUCAGCAAUGUCGCCAGAAAAAAGAAAGAAAUUGAAAAAAUCGGCUCUCCCAAAAAUGGAAUGGAGAAGAAAACCCGAUUAUGCGGAAACGGCUUAUCGCGAGGCCGUUGGUCGUCUCCGAAUUCUUCUCGCAGAGAGUUACACUCCAAUCAAAAGACCUUUGAAAGAAUUGGACAGCGCUGGCGAAGAAACUGAUAAUCAAUCUUUAAUGAGCGGUGGAAGCAGAAAUUCCAGAUUGAGCAGACAUUAUUAUCACUACAAUCCUGCGCCUCCUAGAAAGUAUUAUUAUUAUCCAACGUUAAAGACUCAUUAUCCUUUGAGCACAGAUACUGAAAAAAAUUUGGAUCCACCGAAAUUAGAAAACAAUGCUCCACCAGAGCUGAUGUCUUUCAUAGAACGCCAAGAAGAAUAUAUUGAGCAACUUGAAAAGGAAUCUAGAUUCUGUCGGGAAGAAUUAUCUUCACUACUGAGCAAAGUUAAAGAUGUCAUCAGUGAAAACGAAAAUCUACACGAGAAACAAAAGUCCAAAUUGAUUAAAUCAGUGUUUGAUCAUUUGGACACUGAAACUGAAACAGAAACUGACAUUGAAAACAGAAAUAUUUUGAAAUCUCCAAAAAAGACAAGAAAAACGAAAAUAAUUGAAGGGCCUUCGAUUGUUUUCGAAUCCAGAAUAUCAGAAUUAGAAGGUCAGUUGACUCAAUUGAAAAUAGAACUUAAAAAAGCGCAGGACGAAAAUGAAUUGUACAAAAGGAAAAUUAACGAUGGAACUAUUAUGGAUACUUUCGGUUAUGAAUCUUACAAAAAACAAUUAGAAAACGUUCAAAGAGAAAAAGAAAAUUUGCAAGAUACUGUUCACAAAUUACAAAACGCAUUAAGUCUCCUACGAGAAAAAGAGACCGAUACAACAGAUAAAGUCAAAAGAAGUUUAGACGUUGCAGAACAAGCUCAAUACGAGAAAAACGCAGCUGAAGCUGAAAUUCGACGACUGAAAGAUGAACUAGAAAGACAACAUAUGAAGCUCAGAGAUGCUAUUGCAGAACAGGGUAGAAGAAUAACGGAUGAAAGAUCAGCCGUUGAAAGAAGGUAUACCCAACAAAUCGAGCAACUAACGGCUGAAUUGGGAGUCCAGUGGGAAAGUACGAACAAGUUGCAAUUGGAAUUGGACAAACAAAGAAGAGAAAAUUCGGAUUUGCGAAGAGAUGUCGCUCAGAAGCAAGCACUCAUUGAUGAACUACGUAAAGAUAUGCAAAAUAAAAUCAUUAACUUACAGUCCGACAUCGGUGUAAGUGGUGCAGAAAAAAGUGCUCUAGAACAACAAAUCGCUACCUUACAAAUGGCGAACGAAAGAAGCGAACGUCAGUUCAAGCAAGAGAUAGUACGUUUGCAGGCUGAGCUCCAAUCAUUAAGACAAAGAUUGGACAGAGCUGACGCUGAUCUCAUACAUAGCAGAAGGGAAAAUAUCAGAUUGUCAGAACAAAUAGCGUCUCUAGAAAAAGAGAUUGCUUUGAAUACAGCUUUAUCGGAAGAGAGAAAUAACACUCCUAGAACCCCAAGAGGUGGUGAAAUUGUUGCAUUACCCCCACCAACUCCGAAAAUGGAAGACAGAGAAAAGGAGUUGAGCUCAUUGAUACACGAUAUGGAAAACAAACAUGCGGCUACUGUAACCGAAUUAGAAGGCAUGAUCUACUCCCAGAAUCAACUCAUGGAAAAAUUGUCCUCCGAGUGUCAGGCUCUUACUCAAAAACUGGAAGAUACGACUAUAAAACAUAAGGAGGAAAUACGGGAACUACAAACUAACCUAGAAUACUUAAGAAAUAAGUUUAGUCAGUCUUAUUAUUCAACGUCUAAUUCUAAAGAUGAACAUCAUACUCCAACAAGCGUUGAAAGAUCUCCACAACUACGAAAUCCUCAACAAACAGUUAACUCCCCGCCACCGCCAACCAAACCAACUGAACCUGUUGAAACAACAACAACAACAGAGACGCCACAAAAAUCUUCCCCGACCAAUAUGAAUACUUCCAAUAAGAAUCCCACGAUAAUUUCGUCUAGACAAAACAGUCAAGAUGAAAUACAAGUACAAACAAAUCAAGAACAUUCAGAACCAGCUUACGAGUACCCAACUGAAGGUUCAGAAAAUCAGUUUCAGUAUGAUCCAAAUCAACAGUACGACCCGAAUCAAUACGAUACUACUCAAUACGAUCCCAAUCAACAGUACGAUCUCAAUCAACAGUACGAUCCUAACCAACAGUAUGAUCCUAACCAACAGUAUGAUCCUAAUCAACAGUAUGAUCCUAAUCAACAAUAUGAUCCUAAUGAACAAUACGAUCCGAAUCAAUAUGAUCAACAUUAUGAUCCUAAUUUGCAAUACGAUCCUAAUCAGCAAUAUGAAAUAGAUCCAAACGAUCCCAACCAGCACUAUAUCGAUCCUAAUUCACAAAAGACAAUUAGUACUGACGAAACAGUUGAAGGUGAAGGCAGUAAAUAA
Messenger RNA from Diorhabda sublineata, 2601 nucleotides. RefSeq names its product serologically defined colon cancer antigen 8 homolog. The record is from RefSeq and is a predicted model, not a curated record. Bases 1 to 2601 code for a protein of 866 amino acids. Lineage: Eukaryota; Metazoa; Arthropoda; Insecta; Coleoptera; Chrysomelidae. Gene Ontology annotation, biological process: tube formation; establishment of cell polarity; neuron migration. Gene Ontology annotation, cellular component: centriole; centrosome. The transcript is spliced from 12 exons.